This is a messenger RNA of Panicum virgatum (switchgrass), 1388 nucleotides long. RefSeq lists its product as uncharacterized. The transcript is spliced from 12 exons. Bases 132 to 1265 code for a protein of 377 amino acids. NCBI's taxonomy places the organism in Eukaryota, Viridiplantae, Streptophyta, Magnoliopsida, Poales, Poaceae. The record is from RefSeq and is a predicted model, not a curated record.
GUCACCGAAAAUCGCUGCUCCGCAUCUCGUUCACGGCCGCUCCGCAAAACGCCAAAACCUCGUCGCGGGUCUGGACUCCGGCCCAUCCGCCGCACUCCACGCCCUACGCCGGCGAUCCGUACCGCUGCCCAAUGGCCGCCGUAGCAGCACCCCUCCCGUUCCUCACCGCCGCCGCCGCCGCCAGCAUCACCCUCACCACCAGGUCCCCACUUGCCUGCUUACGCACGCUGCGGUCCACCCCAACCUGCUGUUCGUACGUCGUCCGCGACGCUCCCGCUCCUGCUCUCGCGGUCACUCCUCGCUGCGGCGGUGCUUGCAGGGCUCCAUCUCUUCUCCCUCACCGCGUGGCAGCCUCGCCCUCAGCGGCGGCAGCGGCGGAAGGCAUGUCUGACCCGGAGCUGAGGCUGGUGCUCGAGCUCGCCACCGACGAGGAGCUGAUGGAGUUCGAGGAGAUUCUCUACGGCACCAGCUAUUUUAGUCCAUUGUUGAAAUCAAUUGCGAGAAGACCAAACUCAGAUUCUGCUGUUGUUUUGGAUGAUAUCGAGGAGAGAGAUCUUUUUAUCUCAAAAUUAGAGUCGAGGUUCCUGUAUCUUGCGGCAGAUGCCCGCUCGAUUAUAAGGGGGUGGAGGCCAUCUUACAGAGAUGUCUUGCUUGGAGUAAGGAAAAAACUUGGUGUUCAGUGCUCUAGCAAAUUGUCUACUGCAGACCUUGAGGCAGAAAUAUUUCUUUACCUUGUGAAUGAAUAUUCAAGCCAUCAGAAAGACCCAGUUUCGUUUCCAUGGGAUAAACAAAAAUCUCCAAACGAAAUCUCUGACCUUGGAGUAAACAAGUGGAAGGUGCUUACUGAUACGGCUUGGAGGAUUGGAGCAAAGGGACUGGAAAGUACCUUUUUAAAGGGUGGCAGUGCGUUGACUGUGAAAACAAUGUAUGAAUCGUUAGCUAGUAGACUAUCUGGAAAGCUGCUGAUGGAGGCUGCAAAUUAUGAGAUAAAGAAAGAACUUGUUAAGCAGGGUGGGCGGUUGGCAGCUGUUAACCUGGAGUCUAGAGCUGGCUUGCUUGCAGCUAGGCAGGGUUUGGCUCGCGCAGCAUCAAGAUAUGUUGGACUUAGGAGUGUCAUGACAUUUAUUGGACCGAUAAUGUGGGGGACUCUCUUGGCUGAUAUUGUGAUUCAAAUGCUGGGGACGGAUUAUGCUAGGAUAGUGCAGGCAAUCUAUGCAUUUGCUCAGAUUCGUCUGACUCGGACAAGUUACAUAGAAACUUGUUGACGCAAAAAUCAACAUACUGGAAUCCGAGGGUAAGUGUUUGCCGAGUCACGAAAAGUCAACCAAGCGUGCCAGUCAAUUUGACCUAAAAUUGACAAGGGAGAAAAUAAAGUCAAAUUCGAGAGC